AUAUAGCACUUAAAAAUGUUUUAAUUACUGCAUAUUAAAUUAUACUUCAGUACAUCAGGGGGAAACAAUCUUCUGUGAUUAGAGCCAUGUUUGUAUUGAACUCAAAAUAAUUUACAACAGCUACAUUUUCAUUCAGAGGGGGGGUAAUCUCCCUGACUGCCUGAUGGAUUUCCCCUAGUGAUAUAAAUCCAUUACUUGUGAGUCUUUCUUUGUUUCAAGCAACAAAUCAAAUUGGUAUUAACAAAUUGGCACUUAACAUUUGAAAACAGCAUCUGUACAAUCACUUUUCAAGCAAGAUGUUAUUCUCAGCUUAGUCAUCCACUCAAUAUUCUUGAACUUGAUUUUACAUCUCCUUGGAAUGACCCCUCUAAUCUUGCUAGAAUUAUAAUUUUCACCAGAAUGACUUUGUUCCUUUACAUUAAGCCUGCUUGUUUCCUCUGAUUUUCAACAACUUAGAUAUUGUGCACAGAGUCAGUAUAUAACAUUACAUGAAUUAUUUGGAAUCAAUAUAGGUAUUUUCUUAACCCUAUAUUAAUACAUUAAGAUUUAUGAUUUUAUUCACAUUUGUCACAAUUGUGAUUCUUUCAUGAAGCUGGCCAAGAUUGAAGAUAUAUUACAGCAGUUAGCAGCAUAUAUUCUCGAAAUUUGUUUCAUAUGUAUUACUCUUCAUCAUUUACAGAUAAAAUCUUUGUAUGGAAGAAUGUAUGUCUUAAUUUUUGUUUUAGAAUUGCUACAAUAAAUAUUUCAAUUAAAAGAAACACCUCUGAGGUGUUUAUGAUUUCAAUUCAUUUUAAUAGUGCCCUAUGAUAUCAAUAUCAUGGUCAUAUUAUGAUGUAUUGACUGAAACCAUCCUUUCAUAAAUAGCCAUAAGUCCAAUAAGCUAUAUAAACCUAUAUAACCUAUAUAAACACUGCACUUGUUCAAACUUGAGCCAGACAUAUCCAAGAACAAGAGUGAAUAAACAUUGGUCAAAAGCCCUUUUUGAUACAAUACAUGGAAAGAUGGUUAUGGAAAAUCUGUUAGCUAUUAUAAAAAUAAGAUAUGAGAGAGCGAGAGAGAGGAAAUGGGAGUGUGGACGAGAAAAAAAAGUGAAGGAAAAUUAAAGCUAUUAAUAUUCAUUCCUUAUCACAACUAAGAGUUAUAUAUAUUCAGAAAGCUUGUAAUCUGCUUAACUUGAGUGUAGACUCAAUACAAUCUACUGAAAUACAGUGAAGAGUAAAUGCCAGGAAGCAAUCAGAGACAAACAGCGUGUUGCAUACCUUACCAGGAAGGUAACUAGUCUUCAAACAAAACAUAGCAUAAUUAAAAAUCCCUAAUUCACUGAUCCAUUAAUGGCCUCAAAUUAUUAUCUACCAGUGUUACUUUAAAUGCUUUUACACUUUAAUAGCAAAGGAAUUCCUCUUUAUAUUGAUCUCAACAGCCAGGCACACGUACUGCACUAUAAAACAUAUUUUCCGUAAGUUGUUUGUCUGGAUAGACUACAUAUUGUUAAAUAAUACUGUGAUUGGUUGUAGAGCACAAUCUUACCAAAGACACUGUUUCCCUCCCAUUCCACUUUUUGUCUACCUCUUACUUUCUUGUAAAUCUAAAGUAGACAUCUCUUGGCUCGUGCCAACAGUCUCAAACCCCACCCCCACAUCAUGAGAAGGAAGAAAAAAAAGUUUUGGAAUCAUGUUGGGUAUUAAUUAGGGGAUGGUGGGGGAGGUUGGAUACUCCAUCGGUUAAUGGUAUAUAAAAAGAGCUGUUGGGGUUGCAGUUUUGUCAGUGUCAGGAUAUUUAGUGGUAUCAUCAGCAAUAUAUAAGGAAUCUGUACAGGGAAUGUCUUCUUGAUUGACAUCAGGUGUCAAUAACCAAAGGAUACAUUCCGAUCAGGAUAUUAAUAUUCUUAAAUUCACACAUUUUAUCUAAUUUGAUUUUGCGAUGGAAUUCAGACAAUUUAUUUUGCGUUGUGGUGUAGUUCUUGGUUGUUUUCUUCAGUUUUUGCCAUGGAGUGAGGCCUGUAAUUGCCUUGUAAAUCAUCCACAAACUAAAUAUUGUUUCUCAGACUUUGUGAUCCAGGCGAGAGUUUUAGAGAAGAAGAGAAUCGAACACCCAGACAAAUCUCGUCCUAUCAAUUAUCGUUUCUUGAUUGGUUAUCGUGUACGAAUCCUUGGUAUAUUCAAGGGAGGUGAUUACUUAGGUGAUGUAGAGGAAGAAUGGAUUCAUUCUCCUGAUGCUGGUGGACUAUGUGGUGUUAGUGGGCUUGUCAGGAAUGGUGAAUACCUACUCUCAGGUCGUUAUACUAGGGACAUCUUCUAUAUGACAUACUGUGAUAUGUGGUCAGAAUGGGAUAAGUUAACGGAAGAACAGUUAUUCGGCAUGACAUCCAUAUACAACAAUAACUGUAAAUGCAGGAUAAGAGGCGUAAUUGGAAUCAUCAACAUAGACACACAUUCUAAAGACAGUUAUACAGCUUCUUAUGUGGAUAGAUCACCUCUUUGGGAUGAUGGAAGUUGUCGUUACAACCCAGUUGCAUCCUUAUUUUACAAGUCUCAUGACUGUGAGACCAUGUACAGUCACUGUACAUGGGCCAAUGAUACUUGCUUGUGGGAACCUUCAAGAGAUUACAACCUUUGCUACCAGGCUCGUGAGGCAAUGUGGAGACAUCGUCAUACUAACAAGUAUUUACCUGUAAAUGUACCUAAACGUAGACUAAGGUGCAAGAAUACUUCAAAAAGAUUUGUUAGGCGCUGUGCAAAUGCUUACGAGAGGAGAAUGCAGAAGAGACGUCUUGCUCAAGGCAAAAGACCACCUGUGAAAUACCUUGAACUUUUACUUAAUGGAUACACAACAAAUUCAACAAUCACAACAUCAACUGUUUUAAUGGGAUGAUUACUACAAAAAAAUGAAACUGUUUCUUAUAUCUGACCAUUCUUCAAUUUGGUAGUUUAAGAUAAAUCAGUGUGAAAAGACUCAUCAAGAAUGAAAAAUUCAAAGCAUUCAAAAGAAAAUAUGUGUACAUACUAUUUAAAUGCAUCUUGUGUAUUAAGUGAUGAUAAGUAUGAUGAUAAACAGCAUUUGAAUAGUGCCGUUUUUCUGUAAAAAAAACAUUCAAAUGUGCUGGCUCCCCAAAAUGUCAAACAUUAUUCAGUUGCUGGAAAAGAUGAUUUGAAGGUCUCAUUAUUGUUAUUAUCACAAAGUUGGAUGGGCAGAUAAUUCAAAAGACAUGGAGCAACUAAUGAAAAAGUUAAUUUAGUACUUACACAUUAUCAAUAGAUCAAGGAGACAGUAAGGUAUACCUGAGAAUGCUCAAUUUUGACUAGUUGCUAUGAUAAAUACUAUGAAUUAAUCAAAUUAAUAUGAAGAAAAACAAUGUGAGUCAAUUCAAGUUAUUUGUAGUAUAAACCACAAUGUGAAUUAAAGCAUCCUUUCCUUAAAGUCCAAUGAAUUAUUAGACCUUACUAAGUGUAUACAUAAUAUUUGUUGCAAUGAAAUCUGUAAGAAUUAUGGAUAUCAAUAUUUAAACUAUUAUCAUUAUCUGUUGUGAAAAAUAAUAAGUUUCACCAUAUUUUCACUUUGCUUUUAAAUUUGUAAAAUAAACUCUUAAAGACUGUUUUCCUUUCCAAUUCAGUAGAUACUUUGGCAAGUCAGCAUUAUGUAAAUAUAUAUCAAUUUUAAUGAAAUCAUCAAAUUCUUAAGGCUCUGUCACAUUGUUAGGCUCGCGUGUGACUUUUGGAUGACUAGUUUUGCUACCCGCAGGUCGCCUGCAGGUCACUAGUAUUGACUUGCAUGUAUUUCACAUGCAGUUGCCUGCAGAAGUGCAUGCAAGUCUAAUUUGUAUGCAGAAAUGUUUGAACAUGCUCAGAACUUUGUUGGUGCUGGUGAAUUCCUGCAACUCACCUGCAAUGCUUGCAUGGAACAAUAGGACAGGCAGUGUAAAAAUAUCAUAUCUGCCUAAUUCAGCAAUGAUUUAAAGUGUAUAUUAUUUCAAAAAUAAUAUUCUCAUAUGAAAUUGAAUAAUUUAUGCCAGUUUAGUGUUUCAUUCUGCAAAUUAAUUUGAAAAUUAUGUUUCCAGCAUCUACUCAAAAGUUAUUUCAUCCAUUCAGAAUUAACACCAAAGCAUGAGAUCAUUCUGUGCUGUGCAAUUGCAUUGCCAGCAACUUAGUUCAUUUUUCAAAUACAUAUAUAUGCCUAUAAGAAGAGGCUGAAAAAAGUGCAAUCCAGUGUUUCAAGCAUUGUGUGUAUAGAUAAGAGAGAAACAAAUUUGUUGAAUUUGAAUUAGUUGAAACCUGUUUUUUAUUUCUUAAUUUAUCUUUCAGAAAACAAAAAAUAAAAUGUGUGGAAAAUAGGAGGGAGAGGGAAUUGCAGAAAUGUGAAUCUUGAAUGUUUAUUUGGGGGUUACUUUACGAGAGUGUACAGAUUUUCAUUUCUUUUUGUCUGUUUGGUGUACAUGUUAAUGUCUACUGUAGUUAAAAAAUGUGUACAGAAAUAUUCUAGUUAAAAAUCAAACGAUUCGCAAGCGAUUUAGAUUAAAACUCAAUUUUAGAUUUUGUUUCAACUUAUUUGAUGAAAAAGUCAGAUCUAAGUUAGAUCUCUAAUUGCGUUUCAUUCUGCAUCAUUAGGGGAUGAGGCCUCAAUGUUAUAUAUAAAUGUAAAUAAAUUAUUU
Lytechinus pictus (painted urchin) is the source of this 4645-nucleotide messenger RNA. RefSeq names its product tissue inhibitor of metalloproteinase-like. The record is from RefSeq and is a predicted model, not a curated record. The transcript is spliced from 4 exons. Gene Ontology annotation, molecular function: protease binding; metalloendopeptidase inhibitor activity. Gene Ontology annotation, cellular component: extracellular matrix. NCBI's taxonomy places the organism in Eukaryota, Metazoa, Echinodermata, Echinoidea, Temnopleuroida, Toxopneustidae. Bases 1921 to 2871 code for a protein of 316 amino acids. Gene Ontology annotation, biological process: negative regulation of membrane protein ectodomain proteolysis; negative regulation of endopeptidase activity.